Dicrocoelium dendriticum is the source of this 1531-nucleotide messenger RNA. NCBI's taxonomy places the organism in Eukaryota, Metazoa, Platyhelminthes, Trematoda, Plagiorchiida, Dicrocoeliidae. The record is from the annotation of a GenBank genome assembly.
GGAUAAUACUUUCAUCUCCUAUUGUUUGAAGGUCGCUCCGGAGAAAUAGGUCACGGCCUUCGGAGUACAGUAUUCCCACUCGUGAUGAUUUCCACGCUGCUGCUCCUGUUCACGGUUUUCUGUGGCGCCUCCAUUAGCAUUCCCUCAAGUAUCCCUUGGCAAGACCUGAUUCCGGCUUUAAAAGUCAGUUUUCGCAAUGAAAACACAGGAGGAGCGCCCGAAGCAUCUGUGAAUGAAACUCUGGAUGUCUGUAUUAGUGCUGCAUGGGAAAUAUAUAAGCUCCAUUUUAAGAGGAAUUUCACUGGAAGACUGGAGCAUAAUGAUCGGUUCAAUAGUUUCCGAAACAAUUUUAUUAUGAUGAUGGAACAUAAUCGUGCCUUUGCAGAUGGCCGCGUCUCCUACCAGAUGGGUUUAAACGAAUUUUCUGAUAAGAGUAUUGACCAAUUACACAGGCUAAGAGGAUUUAAACUGCAUCGUAAUUUUACCUCUAGAGGUUCUACCUAUCUGACAGUAUCGACCGCACUCCCGAAGUCUGUUGAUUGGCGCACCGUCGGGGCUGUCACUGAAGUAAAAAACCAGGGCAACUGCGGGUCUUGUUGGGCAUUUUCUGCUACUGGAGCAGUUGAAGGUCAGCACUACAGAAAGACAAACCACUUGGUUAGUCUCUCCGAACAGCAACUUGUGGACUGCAGCACCGACGGGAAUAACGGUUGUAACGGUGGCUCGAUGGAUGCUGCAUUCAUCUACGUCGAGAAUGCUGGGGGUCUAAAUUCAGAGAAAAGAUAUCCUUAUGUUUCGGGAACAACAAGCGAACCAAAUCCCAGCUGCCUGUUUGACAAGCAUGGUAUUGUAUCCAAAGUCACUGGUUAUGUCGACAUUCCAAAUCGUAACGAAGCGGCUCUUAUGCAAGCAGUCGCUCUUCAUGGACCCAUCUCAGUGGCAAUUAACGCUGGUCUACCCACAUUUCCAGCCUACCACUCAGUGCUGCGCUCGCUCUCCCAUCACCUGAGUACCACCAAAUAGCAGUAUUAUCCGGUUAUGCUAGAAUCGUUGGUGGAUUAUGUGCAUGCCUAUUGGACCUUCUUCCGAUGUGCUUAUUCUUCCAGCUAAAGGUGUGUACUCGGACAGCGAUUGCCUAGGCGAUCCGGACAAUUUGAAUCAUGGCGUUUUACUCGUUGGCUACGGCGAAGAGGAUGACACUCCGUAUUGGUUGAUCAAAAACAGCUGGGGCGAAGGUUGGGGCGAACGAGGAUAUGUGAAAAUUCUUCGCGAUGGUAACAACAUGUGCGGUGUAGCUACAAUUCCUUCCUACCCUCUUGUCUGAAAGGUUCUAAAAGUGUUUCAUGGUGGGCCCAAUUUCUUACAAAAUGACGCAUUGGUACUGAUUUUUUUCUUCUUUUUAUCCAAUCACUGACUCCCACCUAUUUUCUAUCUUAAUCUCCAAUCAUUUUAACCAUAUCUUUUUAAUUAUCGAGAUUCUAUUGCUGUCACGUUCUCAACCAGAAAAAUUGCCUUGCCUGCUUCCUGUCUU